Messenger RNA from Paramormyrops kingsleyae, 4610 nucleotides. It is a transcript of the gene rbm28, whose product is annotated as RNA binding motif protein 28. Gene Ontology annotation, cellular component: nucleolus. The record is from RefSeq and is a predicted model, not a curated record. Lineage: Eukaryota; Metazoa; Chordata; Actinopteri; Osteoglossiformes; Mormyridae. Gene Ontology annotation, molecular function: mRNA binding.
CGGAAUUAUUUUUGGUGGACAACUUCCGUUUCGUGCCAAAAAUGGCUGCCGCCAGCGUUAAACGUGAGCGUUGCAUGGUGGUUUUAAAUAUAUGUGAUAUUUGAAAAGAGAUCCAAGUGUGUCCGUGUUGAUGCAUUUUCAGUUAAAUGAGAAACUGAAUUGAUGUUAUUCGGGUAACAAAAUACUUGAGUUAAAGCGCAAAGGGCGGAUUAGGUGAUUCGUUGUGUUCAGUCUUUACCAUAAAGCUCAAAAUGUCUGUUCCAACUUUAUUUGUUCGAAAUUUGCCGGCGUCUGCCUCUAAUGGAUGCAUGGAAGAAAUAUUUGCCGAAAUAGGACCCGUGAAAAGUUGUUUCGUUGUGAAAGAGAAGGGAACAGACAAAUGCCGGGGGUUUGGAUAUGUUACUUUCUCUAUGGAGGAGGACUCUCAAAGAGCUUUAAAGGAAAUCAAGGAAUACGAUGGACAGAAAAUCUCGGUGUCGGUAGCCAAGAAGAAACUGGAUAACAAGAAAAAAGGAGCGACCAAGGAGUCUGCUCCAAAAGAACAGAAAUCAAAAGGUCUGAAAAAGAACAGAAGGAAAGCGAGGCUGAUCAUAAGAAAUCUCAGUUUCAAGUGUACUGAGGGUGACCUCAAAGAGGUCUUUUCGAAGUAUGGGACAGUGCUGGAAGUGAAAAUUCCCCUAAAGCCAGAUGGGAAAAUGCGUGGAUUUGCAUUCAUCCAGUUUAAAAACAUGCUGGAAGCCGGAAGAGCCCUGAGUGCUACAAAUCUAAAGGAAAUUAAAGGAAGGCAGGUCGCUGUGGACUGGGCAGUUGCGAAGGACAAGUACAUGACUACAGUUAAUGGGCCUGCAGGGUCCAAAAAGAGUGGGGACGAAGCCAAGGAUCCGGAACCGGAGUCUGAAGAGGAAACCGACCCGCCGGCUCUGAGCGCAAUUGGCACUGCAGAGAAGGCUGAUGAUGAAUCAGAGAGCGGGAGUGCCGAAGGUGGUGGUGAUGAGGAGGAGGAGAUGGAUCAAGAAGAAAAGGAAUCAACAUCUGAGGAGGACUCUGAUAACAGUGACCAUGGAUCUGAUGAUGAGGAGGAUGAUGAGGAGGAUGAUGAGGAGGAGGAUGAUGAUGAUGAAUGUCCAGCCGAGAAGAAGCCUCUACCCUCCGACGUCAAUGAAGGGAGAACGGUCUUCAUCAGAAAUCUGUCCUUUGACACAGGAGAGGAAGAGAUUGAAAAAGCUCUGCUUGAGUUUGGAGAGAUGAAGUACAUUCGCAUUGUGCUUCAUCCGGACACUGACCAUUCAAGAGGUUGUGCCUUUGCACAAUUUAAGACCAAAGAGGGGGCGGAGAAAUGCAUCGGCGCAGCGCAGGACAGCUCGGAGAACGGUGGCAUCCGAGUGGAUGGGCGACGGCUGAUCAUCGUGCUGGCGGUCAGCCGUGACGACGCCACCAAACUGAAGGACAAGGCGGCGGUGAAGACGCAGACGGGGACCCGGAACCUGUACCUGGCCAGGGAAGGACUGAUCCGGGCCGGGACAAAAGCCGCUGAGGGCGUCCCUGCCGCAGACAUGGCCAAGAGGGGGAGGUUUGAAGAGCUGAAGCGGAUAAAGCUGCGGGACAUCAACGUCUUUGUGUCAAAGAAACGUCUGUGUGUACACAACCUGCCCAAGUCGGUGGACGUGAGGCAGCUGCGGCAGCUGUGUGCCAAGGCAGCGGGCGGCGGGAAGGACGUACGCGUCACCGAGUGUCGUGUGAUGUACGACAGGAAGCCGCAGGCCGGGAAGGUGGUCGGCCGCUCCCUGGGCUACGCCUUCGUCCAGUUCCAGCAGCACGAACAUGCCCUGGCCGCCCUCCGGCACCUCAACAACAACCCCGAGAUCUUCGGGCCGAACAAGAGGCCCAUUGUGGAGUUCUCUCUUGAAGACAGCAGGAAGCUGAAGCUGAAGGAGAUGCGAGCUCAGCAGAAUAAGCUCCGUGCCAAACAAAACAUGAUGAAGCAGAAAGACCAGCCGCAGCAGCGAGGGAAGCGGCAGGACCAGCCGCAGGAGCGAGGGAAACGGCAGGACCAGCCGCAGCAGCGAGGGAAACUGCAGGACCAGCCGCAGCAGCGAGGGAAACGGCAGGACCAGCCGCAGCAGCAGCAAGGGAAACGGCAGAAUGAGCAGCAUCGCCCCCAUGUGUCAGGUGGUAACGUAGUGGCACCCCUUCAGGUGGCCCGGGACAUCUCAGGCACGCCCAAGAACUACUCAGGCUUCAAGACCACACCUGUAGUGGAGGAGGUGGAGCUUGAGGACGGGAAGAAAAGAAGGAAGGUCCUAGCCAUGCCCUCACACCGGGGGCCCAAGAUCAGGAAACGGGAUAAGGGCAAACGGCCGAUGGCGGAGCCCAAGAAGCUGAAGAAUCACCCCAAGCGGAAUGAGCGAGCACCUUUCCUCCGCAUGGAGAAGGAGAGUCAGUCCAGGAGUCAGGCUACAAAGCGGAGGGAUAGAGACCAUGACGGUUUCGAGAGCCUGGUGGAGCAGUACAAGAAGAAGCUGUUGGGAAAUUCCACAGUGUUUCCAACUAAGAAAACCAAAUGGUUCAGUGGGUGAAGUGCCCUACCCCCCCCCCCCCCGCCACGACCUGGUAUCAGGUACACGGGACGUUAAGAUCUACGAUGAAAGGAUAGCGAAAGUACACCUGUUCGUGGAAAUGUUCAGCUACACUAGGCAGCCUGGAAUCACUCCGGGAGAAGGAAGAACAUUCGGGAGAGUUGACAGUUGGGGCGGCUCACAUCUUUCUUAUUCAAGGAGUUUUUGAUCAUUAUCUUUUCUCUGCAUGGUGUGUACUGUGUGCUGUAUGCGAAUCCUUUUACAAACUGAUGUCUGAGCUUUUUAUUGCAUUUGACAAAAAAGUAUAUACAUAUGUUUUAACCAAUUGCUGGGCUCGUUAAUUUGACUACAGAAAAAAUGUAUGGUUCUAUUUCCAAUGUAGGUGUGACAGUUUUAGAUUUUUGAUUGUUUUGAAAGUUUUUGUGUCAUAUUUGAAGUAUCUUAAGUUGACUAACAUUUAUUGUACAGUAUACAUCAAAAACCAUGAAAAUGAAUAUUCAGAAUCUCCGUAGUGUUUCACAUUCAAAAAAAUGUUUUUUUGUUGUUGCUUUUUGAUCUCACACCCUGCAGCGGGACGCCAGGUCAUUUUGGGCUCCCUCUCUCACAGAAAUGAAUAAAAGUAUUCCAUAUUUGCAUUUGCUGCAAUGUGAACUCUUCCCCUUCAGUAACAGAAAGGACUGUGUUAAUGUGCUAUAUGGACAAAUGUAUUGGGACACUUGGCCAUUACACCUACAGGAACUUUCAUGACGUCCCAUUCUAACUCCAUAGCCAUCAUUAUGGAGCUGGUCCCCCCUUUGCAGCUGUAACAGCUGCCACUCUUCUGGGGAGGCUUUCCACAAGAGUGGAGUGUACCUGUGGGGAUUUUUGUCGUUUCAUCCAUAAAAGCAUUUGUGAUGUUGGACAUGAAGGCCUGACUCAUGAUCACUGUUCUAGUUCAUCCCAAAAGUAUUUGGUAUGGUUGAGGUCAGGGCUCUGUGUGGUCUGUCAAGUUCUUCCACACCAAACUCAUCCAGCCAUGUCCUUUGUGCAUUGGGGCACAGUCCUGCUGGAACAGAAAAGGAACUUCCCCAAACUGUUCCCAUUAAGCUGGAAGCAUAGAAUUUUCCAAAAUGUCUUGGUAUGUGUAUCAUUCCUGUGGGUGCAAAGCUCAAGUGUCCCAGGACUUUGUGCAUAUAGUGUAUGUUGCAAUUUUAUUGGCUAGCUCUCAAGGUUGGAUUUUUAAUAGCCCUUAUCUGCUCUGUUAAUCCAUAGCCCCCUGUAGGAAAACUGGUAUUACCCAGGGUGGGGCUAUAGUGUCAGAUCUACCCUGCUGAGGCAGGCAGUCUUUGUGUGUAAGACGCCUUGCAGCAGCUAUCUCCACCUUGGAGAUGUUCCUCAUCUUUAACUCGAGCCAUGGAAAGAGGGCACAUUCUGAAGGCUGCGGAGACUUCAGCUCAGGAGAUGUAAGGAGGGCAGAGUGGUCUGUCUGUAGUUCAGUGGGUUAGUAAUCUGUGUCCAUAAGGUUUGUGGGUUUGAAUCAAGUGGUCGGUACAGUAAUCAUAUCACUGUUGGGCACACAAAGCCAGUUUUACUUCGGUUCAGAAAUGUUUAAUGGGCUCUUAGAAUAGUCUGACGUGCAAACUCAAGAUUUCAUAGUAACUUGAUUAUGUGAUGUAAAUUAUAAGUCAAAGGGUUAUAAUUUAGUCAUUUGUCAGCAGUAACAAAUUUUUUGAAUUUCCUAAUCUCAUUUUGUCUGUUCACCCUUAAUUAAAAUUGUUAUACAUUUAUAUUUGCAGGGUCAAAUGAGCAUGAUUUUACUCGUCCCUCUAUAAUUAAUGUGUGAAUGUCUUUGACUCAGGGUAGAAUUAGGUCACGAUACCUAGACUGUACUUUUCCGGGUAUGAGCUAGAAACCAAGACGAAGGGAAAAGUGUUUCAAUAGUUAUGUAAUUAUAUCUCGAGUCAGCGGCACAGACUACAACCGUUUUUACUGAAUUAUGAUCUCUAGAAGUAAUAAUGAACCUGAUUAAAUCCACAAACACAUUGUUCAGUUAAA